This is a messenger RNA of Lasiosphaeria miniovina, 1551 nucleotides long. Its product is annotated as ATP-NAD kinase-like domain-containing protein. NCBI's taxonomy places the organism in Eukaryota, Fungi, Ascomycota, Sordariomycetes, Sordariales, Lasiosphaeriaceae. Gene Ontology annotation, biological process: sphingosine biosynthetic process; phosphorylation. Gene Ontology annotation, cellular component: cytoplasm; membrane; intracellular membrane-bounded organelle. The transcript is spliced from 4 exons. The record is from RefSeq and is a predicted model, not a curated record. The coding region runs from base 1 to 1551 and encodes 516 amino acids.
AUGGAGCACGAUGUACUUGAGCUUUCGCCUGCGGUAAUUCUGUCCCUCGGCAAGGACGCUUUGUUCAUAUCAGGCCAGCCUGUGGGCAAACCCUGUCGAACCUGUGGUGUAGGGGUUAUGGAAGCAACUAGUGCGGCCCCCAGCACCAUUGACUACUACAAUAUACUCUGGGCUGAGAUCGCCGAGGAUCAUAGGCAUGUCUCUAUCGACUUCGCCAGCCAAGUCCGUUCGCAUUGCCUCGGUGUGCGUAAUGUCAAGCUGGCAAUCCCAGUUCUGCGACCUGAAGAGUCCAUUCGUGUCAUCCGGCAGAGCAUCACCCCAUGGAUCGAGCGCUUGUUAGAUCGCUCAUACGGCAGCGCUGCUCGCCGCAAGCGCGCCUGGGUCGUGGUUAAUCCACACGCAGGCCCCGGAAAGGCCGACGUGAUCUGGGACACGGAAGUUAGGCCGAUAUUCGAGGCUGCACGAAUGCCCAUGACUGUUGUCCAGACCACCUAUUCAGGCGAAGCCGUCAACCUGGCUAAGGAUCUAAAUAUUGAUGACUAUGAUAUUGCGAUUCCAUGCUCAGGCGACGGCCUCCCACAUGAGGUCUUUAAUGGCCUCGGCAAGCGUCAAGACGCUCGCCACGCGCUGUCCAAGAUUGCCGUGUGUCAUAUUCCCUGCGGAUCCGGAAAUGCCAUGAGCUGCAACUUGUACGGCACUCACCACCCUACCUUGGCCGCGCUGGCCAUCGUGAAGGGGGUGCCUACGCCAUUGGAUCUUGUUAGCGUCACUCAAGGUGACAGGCGGACGCUCAGCUUCCUCAGCCAAGCCCUGGGCAUGAUUGCCGAUUUGGACAUCACUACCGAGCCUUUGCGGUGGAUGGGAGCCGCGCGGUUCACCUACGGCUUCCUCGUCCUAGCAAUGCAGAGGAGGAUUUAUCCUUGCGAUAUCGCCGUCAAGGUAGAAAUCGAGCACAAGGAGGGCGUGAAGGCGCAUUACAGGCACCAGAUCACUCAGGGUGCGACGGGGGUUGGCGGGCCCGGGCGGCAGGGCCAAGCAUCCCCCCCUACGCCGGCUCUCACGGAGGGUAAUGGUGAUAUAGGCCUCCCCCAGCUGAAGUAUGGUACAGUGAUGGACAAGCUACCGGACGGUUGGGAACUCAUCCCGUACGAAAAGCUGGGGAAUUUCUACUGUGGUAACAUGGCUUACAUGGCGCCUGAUACCAACUUCUUCUCUGCCGCACUUGCUAGCGACGGCCUCUUGGACUUGAUAACAGUCGAUGGCGACAUAUCCCUCUUUAAGUCUAUUGGGAUGCAGCUCUCAGUGGAGUCGGGCCACUUUUUUGACAACCCGCUCGUUACAUAUCGCAAGGUCUCGGCAUACCGCAUUAUUCCACGCCCGAAGAGCCGCCGUGGGUACAUUAGUAUCGACGGCGAGUCCAUUCCAUGGGAACCAUUUCAAGCCGAGGUCCACCAAGGCCUCGGCCUGACGCUCUCCAGGAAUGGCGUCUUCGAGGCCCCGGGCCCCCUUGAAUGGGACAAAGUGACUAACACUGAGAGGUUGAGAGCUUAA